AUGCAGGCCAUAAAGUGUGUGGUGGUGGGAGAUGGAGCCGUGGGCAAGACCUGCCUGCUCAUCAGCUACACCACCAACGCCUUCCCGGGAGAGUACAUCCCCACCGUGUUUGACAACUAUUCAGCCAAUGUGAUGGUGGACAGCAAGCCCGUGAACCUGGGGCUGUGGGACACGGCAGGGCAGGAGGACUACGACCGCCUCCGGCCGCUCUCCUACCCGCAGACGGACGUCUUCCUCAUCUGCUUCUCCCUUGUCAGCCCAGCCUCCUAUGAGAAUGUCCGGGCUAAGUGGUUCCCGGAGGUGCGGCAUCACUGCCCCAGCACGCCCAUCAUCCUGGUGGGCACCAAGCUGGACUUGCGGGACGACAAGGACACCAUCGAGAAGCUGAAGGAGAAGAAGCUGGCGCCUAUUACUUACCCGCAGGGCCUGGCGCUGGCCAAGGAGAUCGACUCAGUGAAAUACCUGGAGUGCUCAGCCCUCACCCAGAGAGGCCUGAAAACCGUCUUUGACGAGGCGAUCCGGGCUGUCCUGUGCCCCCAGCCCACGCGGCCACAGAAGCGGCCCUGCAGCAUCCUCUAGGGGACACACCCAGCCCUCCCAGCCAGAUGGUUCUGACCCUCCAGGGCCCCCACCCAAAGCUCCAUGGCACCCCCGCUGGCCAUGCUGUUCUCUU
Molecule: messenger RNA, 673 nt
Organism: Mesoplodon densirostris (Blainville's beaked whale)
Lineage: Eukaryota; Metazoa; Chordata; Mammalia; Artiodactyla; Ziphiidae
Gene: RAC2
Product: Rac family small GTPase 2
Exons: 7
Coding region: 1-579 (192 amino acids)
Biological process (GO): small GTPase-mediated signal transduction
Molecular function (GO): GTPase activity; GTP binding
Source: RefSeq, a predicted model, not a curated record